Schistosoma haematobium is the source of this 14999-nucleotide messenger RNA. RefSeq lists its product as uncharacterized. NCBI's taxonomy places the organism in Eukaryota, Metazoa, Platyhelminthes, Trematoda, Strigeidida, Schistosomatidae. The record is from RefSeq and is a predicted model, not a curated record. Bases 7724 to 10093 code for a protein of 789 amino acids. The transcript is spliced from 2 exons.
AAUAAAUAUCACUAAAACAGAAAUGUGAUAGAAGAUAUUAAAAUAAUUAGUAGGUGAAUAGCUUUUAACAAAUUAUAAUGGGUUUUUACGAUUUAAAAUAGAAAUCUUUAAAAAAUAUUUUUUCACAAAAAGUUAAAGACUAGAAAGUGUUUACCUUUAUUACUAUAGACAAAAUGCACGUUCACUAUUCAACUGUACCCUAAAGUUAUCUUGUGAUAUUUCAAUAUUAAUAUGAAGUUGUCAUCCACCAAGAGUAUUUCAAAGGUCUCUAUAGUAAAGUUCAUAUUAAUAACGUAGAGAGUAUGUGAGGACAGUUAAAAAACUAAUUGCGUCGAUAUAAUCGUUCUAUUUGGAAAAUAAUCUUUUAUCAUAUAGAUGAAUUUCUCCAACAAAUCUUUUUGGUUUUAACAUAUAAAAACCUAUUUUAAAUAAUUCAUUAAGUAAAUGAAAGUUCAAUAGUUGAAAUCAUGAGUCAUUUUAAACUAGACCACCAUGGGAAAACUGGAAGCACUAGAUGACUGUUUCGUGGAUAACCUGAAGUUAGACAUUAACACCUUUGUACACCGGCUCAGUGGUCUAAUAUUUAAGCGCUCCCGCACGAGACUGAUAGAUCCUGGGUCCGAAUCUCGCGGGGGGCGGGAUCGUGUACGCGCACAACCGAAGAGUCUUACACUAGGACGAAACAACCGUUCAGUGCUUCCAGGUUUUCCAUGGUUGUCUAGCUUCAGUUGACUCAUGAUUCCAACUAUUGAAAUUACUAAAAUCUCCACAAAACCCCUUCUGAAAUGAAAGUUGUUUAUAUUUCCCAACUUUUUUUUAGUUUUCUGUCACAAAUCAUUCUCUCAUAACACUUGUUUAUAAAUAAAUAAAAAUUACUUUUAAUAUCUCAGGUUAAUUUAAAAUUCGCUUAAGUUCGGUAGAACAAUCUAACUAAACUUUCAUGUUUGCUUACUUGUAAAUAAUUUCGAUAGUUGAGAUCAUGAGUCAAUUGAUGCCAGAACAUCAUGGAAAACCUGGAAGCACUGGUUGAACCAAUAAGAAUAAAUCAUUUAUAUUAUUUUUUUUAUAGAUCAUACCUAAACUGUUGACCGAUUUCAAUAAAUGUGUUAAUAGUAAGUAUCACUCAAACGGAAAUGUAAUGGAUAAGUAUUAGGUGGUCUAGCUUCAAUUUACUCAUGAUCUCAACUAUUGAAAAUUACUACAAUCUCCACAAACCCCCUUCUAAUUGUAAAUAAUUGUCUGAUCUUUCAUUGUAUUCUUGAUAGCAUGUAACAUGUGAUCAAUCAUAGAUGUAACAUAAGGUUGUAAAGUGCUAUAACUUUCCUGGUAAUAAAAUUGUCAUAAUAUGCAUUACAAAAUAUCAAGAAUUUAAUUGUUUUUCAAUCUAUGGAUUAUGUACAUUGAUUAAUGUAGAAUUCACAAAUGAUAUUACUCUCGAAACUAGAACACAAGAUUUAUUUAGCUUUCAAACAGUGACUUUAUACUAAUUGGUAUAUUGAUUACAUGGCAAUGUAUAUUUCAAGUAAAUGAUAGAUUUAUCAAAAAGUGAUGUUUAUAUACACAAAAAUCUUUUGAAAUUAAACUGCAAAUCAUAGAAUACUAAAUAAGUAAUUCUGUAUAUUGACUUAUUUGAUAUGACACCCUAAUGAACUGACCUACAUGGACUUAGUAUAAUUUAUGAUGAACAAAUAAUUCUUUUUGCGUGAUCUGAUGGAUAUAUCAUGAAAUCCUACUAGUGAUUGUGAAUAAAUUUUCAGUAGUCCAUCAGUGAGUUAUGACAAGUGUUAUGUCGUAUAGAUUAUAUUGCUAGAUGAAUUCUAUCUAUCGAAUAUGUUAUAUAAACAUAAGACUUAAUGAUUCAUUAAUAUUGUGGAAUUAUUUUAUGUUAGAGUCGAGAUAAUCAAUAAGGAAUUAUGAACCUAUGCACCUUGAUGGUAUUAAAAAAGCACAUUUGAAGACUUGAAAGAACUGAUUAUCUUCUUUGAGAUUCAUUAUUACUUUACCCAGUUUCAUAGCCAAAUAUAUCAUCAAUGGAGUUUUUAUUCAUUGACUAAUAUUCCGUAGUACAAUGUUUAUUUUAAUCUAGAAGCACUAGUUAACUUAACAAUCAACAAAUACUUGGUUUGUCAACCUCAACUAGCGUAUAAUUAGGUUUGAAAGCACUAUUGAAUUCCCUCAACCAAACACAUAGAUAUGUUAGAACAACACAUGUAAGCUAACAAUUGUUUUCAAUUAGAUCGUCAUCAGGCUUUACUUUCAUAUACAUGAAUAUUUAUACGAAAAUGUUAAACCAAUCAAGGCAAUAUGGGUCAAUAAUCUCAAUGAAAUAGAAUAAGUCACCACACAUAAUAGGUAAAAUACAUGUUGGUAGUAGGAAGACAGGUGUACUGAUAGUAGUAAGAAUAAUAAAAUACGAUAACAAAAGUCUUAUCAAUAGUUAAGCGUUGGAAAUAGAAGGUCAAACGUGGGUAAAUAGACUUGGAAUAGUCAUCACAUUGAUAGAUUUGUACUCAGUCACUGGUGGAAGACUAAUUACACAAUUUUAAGAAGUUCAGUCGGAAAUGUGUAAGAUAAAAAGAUAUGAUAAUUGAACAUGUUGUGAUAAGAAAGCAUAAAUGCGUAACAGAUCUACUACCGCUUGCUUUUCUUGAUGGAAUUUGAACCCAGAACCUUCAGUCUGGGUUAUGGUCCCACGUGCGUGAUUGCGGAUGCGCAUUGCUAAGUCCCAUACUAGGACGAAAUGACCAUCUAGUGCUUCCGGGUUUUCAAUGCUGGUUUAGCUUUGAUCGAUUCGCGAUUUCAACUGUGAAAAUACUGCAACCUCCGCAAAUCCCUAUAUUGCAAAUUCUAAUAGUUUAUCGUAUAAAGUAAAUUUAGGUCAAGUUCUUGCGUCCUAUUUUACUAGUACAGAAAUAUAUAUGUUUAAAGACAUGAUAUUUUGGAGGUGUCACUGAAAUAUUUUGAAUUUAUUUGAUUAUGUUAUUAAAGAACCUUAUUAAUAUGAAACAUUUAUUAGAAAAUGGUGUCUAACAUUUCAGUCAUCGUAGAUCUCCUCUGGACUAACAUGGUUUUAAUUCCUUGUGUCACAUACAUACCGGCAGAUAAAAUUUUGAUCUAUACGAACAAAAACAACACUUAUUAAUAUGUCUGGUCUUGAAUUAAUGCACUGUAUCAAAUUAUGCGUUGUGCCCCCAAAUGCCCUGGUAGGACCGAGGGUGGGGGAAGUCCGCUUUCCCUCUCUAAAUGCUCUCACAUAGCCACGUGCAUACAAUCACUGCCAGGGAAGUCCUACUCACUGCCUCCUCGCACCAUGGGUGUUGUUUACGAAACUGAGAGGAAGAAAAGCGAAUGUUCGGCUCUUUGACCGGGUUGGUGGACAUAGUGUCCACCUAGGGAAGUUGGAAAACCCUGGUUCCAAACCAAUGGUGUACAUGGGCUCCAGGAUCCCAAGGAAACAAAUGAUGUAUGAACCAAUUGCUGGUCACCGGCUACGAUUGGAUUGCAUCUCCUUACGUCGCUCCACUGCCUCCUGGAUUAAACCUUCAGGGUGUAGCCCCCUAAGAAAACCACCUGCUUCGGCUUUGGCACCCGGGCACUAUCACAGCACUCACACAAAUUUGAUGUGGUGACAAAUAUUUCGCAAAAUACUAUGCCUGCUCUGAUCAGAACUCAGACAUUUCACUUUCUCUUGAUAACAUUCUUCUUUAUUAUUAUUACUACUACUUUUUCAUGUACAACAUCACUUAUCACUUUUUAUUGUCACUUCAUAUAUCCUCAUUUUUCAAAUUACACAGCAGCUAACCCAUGGUGGAAACUCGGUUCUAUCAAGACGAUCUCGAGUCACUGCCUGGUCGAAAGUUGAAUGCUUCCACCGAAUAAGAAUACUGAAGCAGUUUUUCUGAAAUCACGUGGACCUUUCAAACUGGCUGCCUUCAACGUUUACACACUAAUGCAGAUCGGACAACAGAUAGAGCUGGCUAUGUCUUUAGAAAGUCUUCAUAUCGACGUUUGUUGUCUAUCCGAGACCCGUAUUCAAGACUCUAGUGAAGUACUACAAAUUCGCUCUCCAUCUGUCGCUUCGAAAAGCUUGUUUUACGUGCGCUUAUCCGGGGACCCUGUGGCAUCUUCGUCUAGUCUUGCUGGCGUUGGUGUCGCACUAAGCACUAGAGCUGAAGCAGCUCUAAUCGACUGGAUCCCCAUUAACAGUCCGUUAUGUGCUGUUAGAUUAAAAAGUUCCAUCAAAGUGAGAAGAAAUCGGCGUGAGAAACGAUGUCUUUUCGUCAUCUCCGCCUAUGCUCCGACAGAUUGCAGCCCGGAUGAAUUUUACCACCACUUAACUGUUUUUCUCCAGAAAGUGCGUUCGACAGAUAUUGUAGUACUAGCCGGAGACUUGAAUGCUCAGGUAGGGCGUCUAAGCACAAAAGAGAGUCGUUUAGGUGGCCGAUGGGGACUUGUUGGUCGCACGACAGAUAACGAGGACCGUCUACUGCAACUGUGCACAGACCACAACCUGUUUCUGACUAGCACUAACUUCCGGCACAGUCAUCACUGAUGUGCCACCUGGCGUCCUCCAUCUGCAUCUCAAGCCUGGACUCAGAUUGAUCACAUCGCGAUCAGCUACCGCUGGCGUGGCUGUGUACAAGACUGCCACUUCUUUUGGAGUACCUAUCUGGACUCUGAGCAUGCCCUGCUCUGCGCCAAUCUUACCCUACUUUUCGGUGGCCAACGAAUUCAUCGUCCUAAACUCAUUGAUGUCAGUAAACUGAUUGCAGCUUCUGUUGCAACAAAGUAUCAAACCGAGCUAAGUUCUAGGCUAGCUACCGUCCCACCGAAAAAUACAGAUGAGCAUUGGUUGCAAUUGCAUGACGCCAUGAAAAUGGCGAUUAAAGUCGCUUGCAGCUCCGCGAAACGUCCGGGUUUCUUCAGGCUCCCUACAACUCAUUGGAGCCCGUUGGUGUACUCCAGGUGGCCGUGAGUGUGGUCAAAAGCGAAGAAGUGCAAAGUAAUUUCACAAGACUGGCAGGACCCUGCACUCACCCUGGAUAGUGAGCAGAUAGAAGUAGUCGAGAAGUUCGUGUAUCUAGGUGGCUGCAUAAGUGCUGGUGGGGGUGUGAGUGAUGAAAUCAAUGCACGAAUAGUGAAAGCCAGAGAGGCUUAUGCCAAUCUGGGCCACCUUUGGCGACUUCGUGAUGUUAGUCUGGCUGUAAAAGGUGGGAUCUACAACGCGUCGGUGAGAGCAGUUUUGCUCUGUUUGUGAAACCUGGCCCCUCCGAGUUGAGGACGUUAGACGACUCUCUGUUUGAUCAUCGCUGUCUCCGAAGGAUUGCUGACAUCCGAUGCCAACACCAUGUUAGUAAUGCAGAGGUUCGGCAUCGUGUGUUCGGAUGCAGAGACGAUAAUCCAAUUGGUGUCACUAUCUUGAAACAUCGACUUCGGUGGCUUAGAUGUGUUCUACGAAUGUGGUCCCAGAGAAUUCCUCGUCGUGCAUUAUUUGCCGACCCUGUGACUGGUUGGAAAAAGCGGAGAAGUGUUCAGUGUAUGACAUGGUGUCGGGGUAUGAAAGAAAGCUGUACAGGACUGGCUUCUAUUGGUCCUUCAUGACUUUCUGGUUAGGGUCCUAUAGAUGGCACAACACAAUGGCUAGAGACAUUAUCAAACAUGAUUCGGAAGACAAGUCAGAGGCGGUCUGCUGUAACCUUCUUUUACUUUCUUCAUAAAAAGUGACCGUACCUUCUUUAACUGAAAGGAUUCUUCCUGUUUCCCCCAUUAUUAUUCCACUACCAUACACUAAUUUGUCGUCGUUAUUGUUCUCUUUACACGCACCUUACAAAUUUUAUCUCUUCUCAUUAUUAUUCUGUGGCGCAUAUGUAACUGGUGCCCCCUUGUACCAAUAUUUAUAUGUUCAAAUAAAUAAAUGCGUUGUUAUCACAAACUAACAACUGUUGUUCAUUUCAUCUUCACUUAUUCCAUCACUGGAAAAGUUAUGCGAAAUAAAACCUUAGGCUGUCCAGUCAUAUGGUAUUGAAUUUCUUAAUUUCACAUAAUUUACAAUAUUAUUUUAUUCUAUCGAACGAAAUUUAUCGUGCCAGUGACUUGGAAGAUUAAGGUUAUGUUUGUUUAUAUUAAUUUUUACAGUCUAUCCCGAGGCACACUACUUAUUAUUAUUGCUUAAUGAAAUCGAUCACAGAUACCUACCUAAAUUAGUUUUGCGACUGUUUCAAAUGUGAAAUGGUCUCGUAGUAAACGAUAUUUUCAAAUUUCAUUUUCUCAAAUAGAAAAUAAAUAUUAUUUUAGACACUAAAACUUCGAAAAACAAUAAGUUAUUCAUUUUUAUAUUAAUGUCCCAACAGCAUUUUAACUUUUAUUCUAUGAUCCACGACUUUGUUGACCUGAUUAGCAAGCUUUUUUAGUAAGGCUAUUUACUUACCGGAUGAAGUUGCUGACCUUAUGCCCUACACACUUCUCCUAUAUCCGGGCUUGAGGCUGUCUGUAGUCUUAGGAUGGUUCCAGGUUGAGUUUACUUAUUUAAUAUUGAUAACUUUUCAGACGAGGAAUUGUUGCAUAGUUGGAUGAAUUUUAUUUAUUAAUUAUCUGACUUAAUCUUUUGUAUAUCUUAUAGCAGAGCAUGCCCAUGACCCUUCAGAUCUAUGCUUAACCACCAAACCACUGAGUCAAUACCAGAUAGUUUAAAAGUACGGAGCUAACACGAAAACUACUCACAAAAAGGUCAUGUGUGAGCGACUUCAAGCAGUUGUCUCUUGGGCACUGUUGUCACGCUCUCAGGUCAUUAAGACCACCCCUAACCCAAUUUCUUUUCCAAGUGCCUCUAGAAGAUCCCUUCAACGGUGUGGGCAACCGGGAAGUGGUGACCGCCCUCAGACCUCUAACAGCACUCAAGAUCACUGUAUUAACUGAGUUUUCAGAUUUGGUCAGCCAUCUGCCAAUAUCGGUGGGUUGGUAACAGCCUCACAUCUAACAUAGCCGAGCUCUAUUUACCAAGGAAUUCUCAUAAUUAAUCAUUAUUUGAGGAUACAAUCACUAUUAAUAUAAAGGGGUUUGGGGAGAUCGUUGAACUUUAUAGUUUAAGUCACAGAGUAACCUUAGACAACUAAUGGAAACUAAGAAGCAAUGUACAAUUAUUCCUUCCUAGUGUUUUCUGCUAAGCAAUAAUUCUGAAACAAUUUUCACUUAUCUAGACAAGCAUCAAAAUAGCAAUUUAUAAAUGCAGAAACCAAUCAAGCUUUUCAAAUCGAUAGACUACGGGUGAUUUAACAUAAUAUUAGUGAAAUUGAAGAGAUUUCGCCAAACAAGAUUCUGUGUAUGAUAAGUGAACCAGUAAUCUUACUCAUUUGAAAAGGUUAGAUUAUAAAUUUUGGAUUCAUCUGUAUAUACCAAAUAACCAGCUGAAAUGAGACAUCAGUUCGUCACACAAAAAACUGCAUAACUUAGGCUACAAUUUAUUAAUUAACAAGCACAUUUCAGCAGACAAUUAUGAUAGGACUAAUUGAUUUAAAACACAUAAAAGCCUUCCGUUUUUCUCUUUUUCACUGUAUCUGCUUGUAGGUGCGGCAAAUACUUCGUUUAUUGUCAGCAUCCAGAGUUCAGAAGAUUUCGUAUUUAUCUACUCUACUAUAAUGCAUAUAUUCUCUUUCCAAUCGGAAAUAUUUCAGAGACAGCAAGUGUAUGGUUUACUCUAGUUCUAUCUGUAGAACGUUACUUAACUAUGAGCCAAAUAGGUUCAGCAUAUCAAAAUAAACUCAGGAUGCAAUCACCUAACACAUUACCUUCAAAACAAAAAAGUGAAAUAUUGUAUAACACAAACCAUUCAACUUAUACCACAGAAUAUCAAGAAACUUUUAAUGAAGAUAAAAAAUUGCCAAAAAAGGAUUCAAUUGAAACAGUAGAAAAUGUAGUGGAACAGCAGCAGCAUCGUGAACAACAAACAACGGUGGGUAAUUUCAAAUGGUAUGAAAAGCUCUCGAACUGUUGUAAUUUAUCAGUAUUAAAACAACAUAUCAGAAACAGUUUGACCAAUACUCCAACACCAAAGUCUUUAUGUAUCUUACAUAAAUUACACCAUUCACAUUUAGAUAGAUCAAUAGGACGUUGUAGUUUAAAUAAAUGCAUACAACUGUAUGCUUGCCGAAAUUGUAACUUCAAACAUUCACUAGUUUUUAUAACAUUUUUCAGUAUACUACUUAAUUUGCCACUAUUCUUUGUUCAAAAAGUUGUCAGGAAAAAUAAUCCUAUAAAAAAAUCAGCAAUUAAACAAAUGGAAAACAAUAAAACAAGUGAGUGGCUACAUACUAUAUCAAACCACUUCAAUAAUUUAACUUCAACUGAUAAUCAAUACAAUCAGGGUCAAUUACAAGUUUUCACUGGGCUUACAGAAUUCGGUAAUUCAGACUUUUAUAAAAUUUUCUCAUGGACACGUAUUAUGUUAAUACAAGUUUUACCGUUAUUAUUCCUAUGCUUCGUCAAUUUUUGUUUAUUACGUUUCAUACAUAUAGCAAAUAAACGUCGUCAAAGGUACUUAUUACCAGAUUUGUCUAAUAAGAAAACCGGCCGUUUUAAAUUACAUAAAGCAAAUUUGCGCAGUACAAAAGUUAAUAAAGCUUCAAGCGCCAAAUGGCAAGCGGCACAGCGUAAAUUAACCAUUUUAUUAAUUGUUAUUAUUUGUUUAUUCAUAGCCGGACAAAUACCACAAGCAUUUGCAUAUAUUACUAUAUUUGAAGCAUUUAAUAGACAUUUUGGUAAUGUAUGCAAACGAUGGAGAUGUUGUCCUCCAUAUUUGAUUUAUCGUUCAAUAGCGCAUAUGUUGGGCUUAUUUACUUACUCUACUAAUUUUUUUGUUUAUCUUACAUUGAAUAAACAUUUCAAACAACAAUUAAACAUUUGGUUCCUAUUAAUAUGCCCUAUUAGUAAACAAUUUCGGAAAAAGUGUUUAUUAAAACAAAACAAAUCAAUAAAUCAUUCUUAUGAUCAGUCAAAAUCUAAAUUAUCAUUCACAAAUCAACAUAAAUCAAUAUCUCUACCUCAUAAUAAUCUUUAUUAUCGUAUGUGUAAAAGAAGACGUUCAUCUACGCUAUUUUGUAAUCCUACAAAACGACUAAUAUCAAUUGAUAAUACAGAUUUAUCUUCUGAAGCUGUUUCAGCUCCAGUUGAUUUAUGCACUAGUUCAAAAUGGAAAAAUAAAGAUUUUCUACAAUUAAAUGAAAUGAAAAAAGAUCUAUUAUCAACAACUAUUUAUCAUUCCCCUCAAUGUAUAAAUAAAAUCAAUUCAAUUAUUAAAUCAGAAAAUACUAUUGAUUAUAUCAAAAUGAAUUAUUCCUCAGUACCUUCUAUUAAUGACGUAUCAAACUAUUUAGUCAUAUCAAAUCCUGUCAAUACAGAUAAUAAUCUGCUUUAUAAACCUAUAGAAACUCAAUUUCAACAAUCCUCUUUAAUCACUAAAAAUAAUGACCUAUCAAUUAAUUCUAUACAACCAACAAAUUGUCAAACAGAAAUAAAAUAUGAUUUAAAUAAUCCAUCAUGUAUUUACAAAACUUUUCGUGCUUAUUAUUCACAUGAUUCAGUGAUAAAAAAUUGGAUAUUUCAAUUAACUAAUAAUAAUAAUAAUAAUCAGAAUUCUCAAAAUACUAAACAAAUUACAACAUCACAAUCACAUUCAAUUUAUUCAAAUCAAUUAAUAACAAAUAAAGAUAAUUUAAACAACGAUUUACAACAUGAGCAAUAUGUUCAGAAUUAUGAUAAGCGUAAAGAAGAUAUGAUUAAUAAUGCAAAACAAAAUACUAUACAUUGUGUAAAUCUUAAUAUGUUGCGCAAUAGUAAUAAUAAUAAUAAAGAUUAUUAUAAUAAAAGUAAUGAUAAUAUUAGUAAUAGUACUAAUAGUAGUACUAGUAAGAACAGUAAUAGUGCGAUAACAAAUUCAAAAACUUGUACUCAUUCAAUAAUUGAUUCUGAUUCACAUGGUGUUGGUUUGACAUUUUCACAUGUUUACUGUCCACUUAUAUAUAGAGAGAGUGAUUUUGAUGUGAUUUCAGUUGAUGAAAGUAAUGCACAAGAUGAACCAGAGCCUAAUUCAUUUCUAUAAAGUGUAUGUUUUAUGAAUUAACAUAUGAACAUUUGUUUAUAAUAAAAGAAUUAAUAUUUUCGUUCUUAAUGUUAUAUCUAGUAUAAGAAGACUAGGAUCUAUGUAUCGUUGAAACAUAUUAGCACAUAAAUAAACAACAUAGUAUAUAUCUAACAUUAUUCUGAGAUAUAAAUACUUGCUAUCGUUUCAAUGUUGUUUCUUCAUUUAUAGUUUUACCAUGGUCAUCAUCAUCGUAUGAGUAGAUUUCUUCCUGAUACAUCGGCGUAUUUUAUAAUAGAUAUAAAUAUUUAUAUACAUAAACAUUUCAAUGUCAAUGAUAUUUAUGGUACAAUAUACGUGUUGCAGUAUAUAAAAUUAAUGUACAGUAAAAUUAUUUUUAUUGAACAAGCUAUAAGGUCAUUCCUACUUACAAAAAGAAAAAAGAAUUUAUUGAAAAAUAUUUUUCCAAAAAAAAAUAUAUAUAUAUUUUUAUGUUGCCCGUAGUCUGAUCUUACUUUAUAAACUUGCUGUACGAGGGCAACUUUUUUGUAGUACACUAUUAGGUAGAGCCUUAUUACAUUUUCUAAACUAUUCAUAAUGCUGUAAAGUAUAUACAUAGAUUUUAAUAGUACCUGAAUUAUUCAUUAGGUUACAAGAUUCAAAUAAAACUUAUUGCAAUAAAAGAAUUUUCCAUUUGUUAAAAGGCAGAUUUUGUGGAGUUUAACCUUGAAAUAAAGACUAACUACGCUAUACAGUGCAGAUCUAAACAUUAUUUACUUUAUUUAAUACUUAAUCAUUAGAGAUGCUUCCAUUCUAUUAUCUUGAUUGAGUGACUUCAUAUAUACAUUAGAGCUAUAUAAAGAGGUCAUCCAAUCAUCAGAAAUAUUGCUAUGAUCAAUGCACCAAGCUUGUAUUUUGCAUCAAGAACAGCUAUUCGAGGAUAAAUUUCGUUUCUAUAUAUAACUUGAUAGCUUAUAAAAAUACGAUCGUACAAACCAUUUUAAACGCUAAAUGAAAAUAUGCUUUCACAUAUUUUAUCUAAACACACAAGAAGCAGAUGACUGAUAUGUAGAUUUUUAACUGUAAAUAAAAAUUGAGUGUUUGUCAAUAAUGUUGCCAUUUCCUAAAUAAUUCUUCAAUGUCACUUACACUUCCACGUUAAAACUUAAAAAUAUUGCUUCUACCACUGAAAGCUUCGAUAGUUUUAAACUAAAUAACAUCCAUGGGUUAUAUUUUGGCACUAUAAGACUGGCUGUGCGGCAUUUCAUAUUAACAAAUAGUUUGGUUAUACAUUCAUGGGUCAAGUGAUUACUAACCUACAGAAACAAUCCUUUGUUCAAAUAAGAAUUCAUCAUAAAAACCCUGAAUCCUUGUGCGAUACAAAAAAAGUAACGCAGGAGAGAAACACAGCAAAUUGAAUAUUAGGUAAAAUGGCCUUCCGGAGGAUAAUUCAAAUAGCAGAUAUUAAACGGAAAGAAGUAAUCAAGAUUCAGGUAUCAAUAAAACAAAAGAGCAAUAGUAACCAUUUUCGAAAUAGUAACCAACAAUACUUGAGUGUUCAAUAUUCCAAAAACCAGUAACUCAUAUGAAGAUGAGUUCUGAGAUUUUUCAUAAUACGUUCUAAAACGUGAGCAAAAAAAUAUCAACAGGCGCUUGUCAACAACAAUCAUGCCAACACAUUUCCGCAAAAACUAGCAAAUUUUCGGAUACAAAGACGCAUCACAAAAACAAAACAACAGCCAUAAUCCAUGACAAAAAAAAUAACAAAUAAAGUUAAAGAAAUCACACCUUCAAUCUAACGUGCACGAAUAUAGUAACCGAGGUAAACUCCAACCACAUUUCUAAAUCUAACAAAACUGUUCGCAACCAGUACACGACUACACAAUCCGGAUACGUGAGUCAAGCUUACACUUACCAAACCAAAGAUAUCACAUAGAACACAAACAAUGGAAACCCUAGUAGCCGAGAAACAAUUUUGCGCAGUCUACUAUUUCAUACUUAGGCGACUGGUGCUGCAACUGCGUAAUAGAAACAUUAACGACAAAUAAAAGAUGAACAAAAGUAAACCUUCUAGACACCAUCUAUCUUUCCAAUCGACACCUAAUACCGAUGUGCAUCGUCGAAACAACCAAUUUAUCCCAACACAAUAGACCCUACCCAAUCCACCAUUGUGAUCACUGACUUGUCACGACAUUUAUACAUGCAAUCUCUAUAUAUCUAUGAUACUUCGUUACGUUCAGUGCUGGAAACCCAUUUGACAAUUUAUCCUGAAGAGAUCACCUCACAGUCAACACCCGAACAUGAAACCGACACAUCAGUCAAGAAACACUGUGCUAAGCACCUGUUCUUUGUUGGUGACAUACAACAAACUGUCCUCGUAGACAAACUCCAGUCUGAUCUUUAUUCGAUGGAUUAAAGCAUUUACACACUUCCAAAAUAGAUAUAUCCCACCAUCUUUAUCGAUGCUCAAGCCAGUUCGCAUAAAAUUCCGUUAAAUUUAGACUAAGAAACUAAUGAGCAUCAACAUUUAAAUACAUAAAGCAUACUAUCAGGCUGCUGGAUAAGCCAUCAGACACACGAAGACCUCCUUAAACUAAGCAUAUGAAGUAUGUAGUGUAAACCAUUUAUUAAGCACAGGCUUAUAAACUCGACUUUGAGUCGCACUGUUUAUGUGAAAGCUAAUGAUACUAACCGAAUUCCCCAAACCGAGGUAGGUGAGGUGGGGUUAGAGCCCGCAACUUAUCGGUUGAUAUAUACUUACAACACUGAAACAACCAUGUCCAGCGCAUUGUCAAAACAUUGCAUUGGAAUCACGACGACUAAUACGAUACAAUACAAUACGUUACAUACCCAACGCACAAUAGAAGGCAGACGUGAAAUGCCUUACCGAAGGCGCAAAUUCUUCGGACACUUCAUAAUACGGUUAUCUGUUAUAUAUUUUGGAAAAUGUUUUAUCAAUUACUCCAGUGGCUUACCGUACGCAUCAGGAUAACCAGAAUCUAGGCCCGAAGAACGGGGUUAGAACCACCACUUUUCGGCAAUCCUGCUGCAGUCAUGUAACCACCCCCACAGCUCACACACCCACCAGCAUGAACAACCUUGGUUGUCAACGCCAAAUGUCCGCAAGCAAAUUCUGUUCACGCUUUGAGAAUUGGCUAUCUUGGUUACUCUGUAGAGCAACCUUUAGACCUACACCGACUAAUCCCCAUAACACAAUGUGUGAACAGCUACAGCACCACAGCAAAACCUGCUAGUCUCACCAUCAGACAGCCGCUUUGCCGGAAAGAUUUAACUGCACACCAGCACAACUAUGUUUCCAGAUUAACAGCUAAACUCCGAGUUAAAAAUCUGCAAACAGCUAACUGAUCAAAACUGUCUCGCCUGACACUGCGAACAACAGCAAUCUCCCAUGUAUCAGCAUAGCAUACAGGCAAUCCAUAUCGGCAGGAUAUUAGCUGAUAAGAAAAGCAAAAGGCUUAGUUAGAUGAUAGAUUCAUGAUAUAUAUGUAUAAACCAAUAAAAACAAUGAACAAGUUAAAUAAGCGUCAGCAGUCAACGUCGUUCUCUUGAUAACGACCGACUAUAAUGUCGGGGAGAAGAAGGAAGACGAUAUCGAUCGUUCAUUCUACGUGGUGACCGCCUGUCACGACCAGACGAGAAAGAACGAGAACGCCGUCCAUUACGUCGUGGAGUAACCGAUCGUCUGAAAAGUUAAAAGUGAACUCAUUUGCGAGAAUACAGUUACACAAAAAUAGUGAUAAAUGAUGCAUGCAAGCGGACACCAAUAAUUAAAGAGAGAAGUAGAACAAAUAUAACAAGAUAAAUUGAAAUACAGAGAGAAUAAUUAACUAGCUAUACCUACACUUAUUACCAAGUAAAACACAAUAAUCAAUGCACACAGUACACUAAACAUAUAAAAACUUCACCGUCGGGAAAUUCUUCAUACAGACUAACAAGCAUCCCCAUAAAAUUGGUUUGCAUAUAAUACGCAAAUACUACAUAAUCGCCACUCAUGGUAGGCUAAAUCCUAAUAGUAUACUUCUCAUCCACAACGCUUUCUAUUUGUCAUCUCAUCUAUACGGGCUGUCCAAAUGUCAGGCAAUCACCUGGUCAAACCCAAACGAACAAUCACUAAUUAAUCAAAUCAAUUUGUAUGGAAAAUAAUUGUAGAAACGGUACUAGAGGCAUGUGAAUACCAUUAGCGACCGUCUACUUCAAUAUAGCAUUUUUGGGAGACCAGAACGAUAUCCUGGUACUAUGAAAAUGCACAAAAAUCUAACAUCUGAAUCUGCAACUUUGUAGGAGAGAUUCACAGUAGACAGUAGUUUUGCCAACAAAUCAAUCCUUUCAAUAUAGCAUUCCUAAAACACCCGACUACAGUCAGGCUCUAGCGGAAUGCACAAAAAGAAUCAUGUUUCAAUAUGUAGAAGCAAUUUUAACGGGAUGCGAUGCACACCGCCAGUGAUUGCUACGUUCAUUUUGGCAUCACUGAAGCACUAGGCUUGUUAACCAGCCUUCGUCAGAUGCCAUUCACUAAACAUCUUUAUUAUUUGGUUCUACUACAUAGACGUGUAUACUCCAGUUCCUGUUACAGCACUACACACUGGCCAUUCUUCAUAGUUCCACAUCAAUUCGCCUCCUCACAGGCGUGCAACGGCAACUCUUACGAGAUAUAACGCGCUCCCUCAAGAGCCACCAGAAGAUUCCUGCAAAAUCCAAUAUCACUUCCGUGACGCUUCGUUAAGCAGGCAUAAAUCCAACAGACCAAAGCCCAUAAAUGAUUUCAUGCCACAUCCAUUCACGCCACUGAAUAAAAACUUCUCCUGCAUUUUCCCACUUUCCCGUCAACGCCCGCUUACCAUCCUUCUUCUAUUACUACUUAUGUGGUAUCCGCCCACAAAUUCAUUGCUCAAUCAAACUGUCUUGA